This is a messenger RNA of Hipposideros armiger (great roundleaf bat), 2159 nucleotides long. It is a transcript of the gene P2RY6, whose product is annotated as pyrimidinergic receptor P2Y6. Gene Ontology annotation, cellular component: plasma membrane. The coding region runs from base 869 to 1855 and encodes 328 amino acids. Lineage: Eukaryota; Metazoa; Chordata; Mammalia; Chiroptera; Hipposideridae. Gene Ontology annotation, biological process: G protein-coupled receptor signaling pathway; cellular response to pyrimidine ribonucleotide. Gene Ontology annotation, molecular function: G protein-coupled UTP receptor activity; G protein-coupled UDP receptor activity; G protein-coupled ADP receptor activity. The record is from RefSeq and is a predicted model, not a curated record. The transcript is spliced from 3 exons.
CCAUCAUUCCCUGUGAGCUCUCAACCUGCCAUGGGGAAGGGGGAAGUGACUGGUUAAUGGGGGGAUGUGUGAGGAUCUGACAGCAUAUAGUAGGUGCUCAACAAACGCUCGUGGAGAAAAGGAAGAGAAGGAAGGAGGGAGGGAGAAGGUAGCUGAAUAAGUAAGUGCAUAAGCAGAUUGCCACAUAGAAGGAUGGGCAUGUCCAUGCAUGCGGAAAGGAGGGGUGGGUGGAGGAGUGGGAUACUGAGAAGAUGGCUCUGGGUGUUACAGCUAACAGAGGAGUCAGAAGCUCUGUAAUCACCAACUAUCCCGUUUGACAAGUGAAAAGACAAAGGGGCUGACGAGAAAGAAAGCUGCUGGGUCUGUGGGACAGGCCUUUGACCAGCAGCCUCUGGUCCCCUACUGCUCCCUCUGUCUAGCCCCUCAUCACCCUCUUUCUUCUGCUGGGAUGGGGGACGGUUCUGGGAAGAAGUCUGUUUCUCCACCCCCUUGCUCAUCUAGGCCCAGUUCCCGCCAGGCCUUGGUGUUAGGGGUGUUAGGGAGGGGGUGGCCCCCGCAGGGGCUAUUUCAGUCAGAGACAGUCCUUCCUGGAAACAAAGGAAGCUGCCCGCCCUGUCGCCCUGUCGGAGAUGUCAUAGCCUGGACUGAGGGCAGGAAGGUGGGGAGCCUCGUGUCUGGCUUCUCCUUGCCCCAACACACUUGGGCCACCAAGGCGCUUCGGGACAGGAGGCAUCUCGGGGACAGGAGGCUGCAUAUAAGAAAACUGCAGCCAAAAGAAGGACCAUGGCUUUAAAAGGUGGAGUCCAGGCCGAAGAGGUGGGCGCUGUCCUUGGUCAGCUCACGAUGUAGGAAGCCUGGUCAGGCAGCCAUGGAGAGGCACAAUGGCACAAACCAGGCUCUGGACUCACCACCCACAACCUGUGUCUUCCGAGAGAACUUCAAGCAACUGCUGCUGCCACCUGUGUACUCGGUGGUGCUGGCAGCCGGCCUGCCACUGAAUGCCUGUGUCAUUGCCCAGAUUUGCACAUCCCGCCGGGCCCUGACCCGCACGGCUGUGUACACCCUGAACCUGGCCCUAGCUGAUCUGCUGUAUGCCUGCUCCCUGCCCCUGCUCAUCUACAACUACGCCCAAGGUGACCACUGGCCCUUUGGCGACCUCACCUGCCGCCUGGUCCGCUUCGUCUUCUAUGCCAACCUACAUGGCAGCAUCCUCUUCCUCACCUGCAUCAGCUUCCAACGCUACCUGGGUAUCUGCCACCCUCUGGCUGCCUGGCACAAGCGUGGGGGCCGCCGGACUGCCUGGGUAGUAUGUGGGGCUGUGUGGCUGGCCGUGACAACCCAAUGCCUGCCCACAGCCUUCUUUGCCUCCACAGGCAUCCAGCGUAACCGUACCGUCUGCUACGACCUGAGCCCACCAGCCCUGUCCACUCGCUACUUGCCCUAUGGCAUGGCCCUCACCGUCAUCGGCUUCCUGCUGCCCUUUGCUGCCCUGCUGGCCUGCUACUGCUGCCUGGCCCGCCGUUUGUGCCGCCAGGAUGGCCCAGCAGGGCCUGUGGCCCAGGAGCGGCGUGGCAAGGCAGCACGCAUGGCUGUGGUGGUGGCAGCCGCCUUUGCCAUUAGCUUCCUACCUUUCCAUGUCACCAAGACGGCUUACCUGGCAGUGCGCUCCACUCCCGGUGUCCCCUGCCCUGUGAUGGAGGCCUUUGCUGCCGCCUACAAAGGCACACGGCCCUUUGCUAGUGCCAACAGUGUGCUAGAUCCCAUCCUCUUUUAUUUCACCCAGAAGAAGUUCCGCCGGCGGCCACAUGAACUGCUACAGAAACUCACAGCUAAGUGGCAACGGCAGGGUCGCUGAGUCCACUGGGGCAGGACACGGGCCUGGACUGCCAUUGCGUUUGCCAUUGUGGCUGAGGCACCAGAAGCUUCACCAACCCUAAACCAUGCAGAGAAUUAGGAGCUUAGCUCAGCUGUGCAUGGAGUGAGGUCUCCCAUAGUCCCCAAACUCUCACCAACUAUUUAUUGAUCCCUUUCACUGAACCAGGCUCUGUGGACACAGACAAGCCUGGGCCUGGCUCUCCAGAAGGCCCCAGUCAGCCAUGGAAGAGUUGGAGAAACCAUGUUAAGCUGCUUACAAAAAUAUAGUGUGACAUGUACUAUAA